Xylaria bambusicola is the source of this 1983-nucleotide messenger RNA. Its product is annotated as glucosidase II beta subunit-like protein-domain-containing protein. The record is from RefSeq and is a predicted model, not a curated record. The coding region runs from base 138 to 1808 and encodes 556 amino acids. Gene Ontology annotation, biological process: N-glycan processing. Lineage: Eukaryota; Fungi; Ascomycota; Sordariomycetes; Xylariales; Xylariaceae. Gene Ontology annotation, cellular component: glucosidase II complex. The transcript has 3 exons.
CAAGGGGGUCUCCUCCAAUAGCAACCUUGAACACAUGGCCUCAGCUAUCAACUUGUCUUGAGUCUUGAUUAUCGUCAUCUUGCUGAAAUGUCCUUUUCACCCAUAAUAUCUCCGCCUUGAAUUUUCACUGCUUCAAAAUGCGGCAAUCUCAGGCCUUGAUGCUUUUGGGCAUCAUCGCCCAGAAUGGGAUUGCCAAAGCUUCUUCAUUACCGAGAGGCGUUGGUCCUGAAUUUGCCAAAUUUUACGAGAUCAAAGAGACCUUCGCCUGCAUAGCUCAUCCCUCCGUCGUUAUCAAGGCCUCGCAAGUCAAUGAUAACACUUGCGACUGUCCUGACGGUUCAGAUGAACCAGGCACCGCUGCCUGCGCCAUUCUCGACAGAGCAUCGCCUAUACAACCCCUUCCUGCGUCUCUGUCAGGAACCACCAACACAACAAACGCCUUGCCCGGCUUCUGGUGCGAUAAUCAAGGUCACAUUGGCGCCUAUGUGCCUUUCAUGUUUGUCAAUGACGGUGUCUGCGACUAUGACCUGUGCUGCGAUGGUAGCGAGGAGUAUGGACGGGCUGGUGGUGUGAAGUGCGAGAAUAGGUGUGCAGAAAUUGGCAAAGAGUGGCGACGCAUUGAGAAAGAGCGCACUGAAAACCUCGAGCGGGCAAACAAGAAGCGCCGAACCAUGAUCAAAGAGGCUAAGGAGCUCCGACGUCAGGUAGAAGCCCGUGUUACCAAGCUCGAAGGCGAGAUCAGAGACCUGGAGAAGAAAGAGGCUGAGCUGAAGACUAAGUUCGAGGAGGUUGAACGGUCAGAGCGUGGCAAGGUCGUGCGAAACGAGGGUCCGGGUAAACUUGGCGUGCUAGCGGGUCUGGCUAAGGCAAGAAUCAACGAGCUUCGAGACGCCUUGUCCGACGUCGUGGAUGAACGCCAGCAUCUUCAAGGCAAAGUGGCCGAACUGGAGGGUAUCUUGUCUGCCUUCAAGGAAGAGUACAACCCCAAUUUCAACGAUGAGGGUGUCAAGAAGGCUGUUAGGUCCUGGGAAGACUAUGCGGCUCGAAAAGUAGAGGAAGCGGCGGAGGAACUCGAUCUCGAGGAAGUGAUGAAGGAGGAUAGCGAGACCUCUGGGAUCAAUUGGAAUGAGUUUGAAGAUGAGGGAGCUACCGACACUGACAUAUUGUACAGUUUUGAGGCUUAUCUUCCUGGACCUCUCCGAGAUUUCCUACACGGGAAAAUCACCAACUUACGGGUAUGGCUGAUUGAAAAUGGCAUGCUGGCCGACACUAUAUCAAAAGAAGGAGAGUCGCAGCUAGUUAAGGCAGCUCGGGAAGCCCAUGACGCCGCAGCCAGGGAUGUACAAACUAAGCGGAAUUCCUUGAACGAUGAGAAGCAGAAUCUUGAGAAGGACUUCGGCACCGACGACAUCUUCCGAGUUCUCAAUGGCAAAUGUACGUCAGUUGAAGCCGGCGAGUACGAGUAUGAGCUGUGCUGGAUGACGCAGACGACGCAGAAGAGCAAGAAGGGCGGCUCACGCACGAACAUGGGCAAUUUCGACAAGAUCACUUUCAAGGAAUCGGACGAAGAAGAGCGCCAUGACGGCAAGGGCCUCGGCCGUGGAAAGCGCAUGGUCCUUGAGUACACCGGCGGUCAACACUGCUGGAACGGUCCUGCCCGCAGCACGAACGUAUGGCUCGCGUGCGCCGAGACUGAGGAGCUAUGGCGGGUGAGCGAGCAGGAGAAAUGCGUGUACAAAAUGGAAGUCGGUACGCCGGCGGCAUGUGAGGCGCCUGCCAAGCCGGGUCAUGUGAAGGAUGAGUUGUGAUAAGUCUGGCAUAAAGAUCCAUACAUACGGCUAGUCCGAGGCAGGACUCGAGUUGCUACAUUGGCGAUGCAAUGGAUAUACUUCAUUGAAAUGUGGUUGGCAACUGUACAGAGAGGCAUGGAUUCGGCGCAGCUAAAACUUAGAGAGCGGAUGACUUAUUAUAUGAAUACAAUCU